Dictyostelium discoideum AX4 is the source of this 1311-nucleotide messenger RNA. RefSeq lists its product as hypothetical. The transcript is spliced from 2 exons. The record is from RefSeq and is a predicted model, not a curated record. Bases 1 to 1311 code for a protein of 436 amino acids. Lineage: Eukaryota; Evosea; Eumycetozoa; Dictyosteliales; Dictyosteliaceae.
AUGAAAACAUUAAGAGAAUUAAGAAAUAAAAUUUCAUUUGAUAAAAAUAUUGAUUCAGGUAGUUCCUCAUCAAAUAUUGGUGGUAGUAGUUCAAAUAGUAGUGGAACCACUAAUAAAAGAUCAAGUGGAAAUUUUAAUGGAAGUAGUGCAUCAUCAUCACCAUCAUCAUCGACAAAUAUAGAUUAUAAUAUUCCCACAUUUUCAAAUAUUCAAAAUAUUGAUUGGAAAUCAAUUUCUUCAGUUGAAAAAAUAGAUUUUGGAAAUUCAAAUAUAUUUUUAUUAAUAACAUUUAAUAAUAAUAAUAAUAUAAAUAAUAUAAAUAAUUUAAAUUGUAAUUGUGUAAAUAAUAAUAAUAAUAAUAUUUGUAAUAAUAAUUGUAUAAAUAAUAAUAACAAUACCAACGACGAGAAUCCAAGUAUUAUUAAUAAUUAUAAUGAAAGUCAAAUAUUAUUAAAAUCAUCAUCGACCAUUGCACAUGAUGUAUACGCAUAUGUUUUAGAAGGUAUUUUAAAGUAUCCAAUUCCAGAGAUGAGAUUAUUAGAUUUUUCAAAUUUAGAAUACACUGAAAUGUCCUAUAAUUUAUUAAUUCAUUCAAAAGAUGAUCAAUCAUUAAAUGAUUUUAUAAAAUCUGAAUUGGAAAAAUCUUUUUUUUUAAUUUUAGAAUAUAGAAAUAAUGGUAAAAGAUUUAAUGAAUUAAAUCAUAAAGAAUAUUUUUCAGGUAGUAAAGGUGGUAAAAAAUUUAAACAAUUAGGUAAAAUUAUAGCAUUCGAUAUAUUUUGUAAUAAUUUUUGUAAAUUACCAUCACCACCAUUGAAUUGGAAUAGUUCAACAUUCUUUUCAAAUAUUUUAUGUUAUGAUAGUCCAGAUAAGAAUGGAUGGUAUUUUUCAUUGAUAAAUUCAAAUAUUAGUUUUUUAAAUACUUCUCCAUUCACAAUUGGCUAUAGGGAUCAUUUGAAUCGUUUAAAGCUAUUAUUAUUUUCAAUUUUUCAAAAUCCAAGUACUGAAUCUGUUCAAAUUAAAUUAAUGAGAGAUCAUCUUUUAAAAUGUCAAGGUAUUAAAUUAUCAGGUUCUUCAGUAUCUUAUUUACAAAAGGGUAUUGCAAAAGGUAUAAAAUCAAUUGUCAAUUGCAUUAAUUUCACUGUAUUAGAAAAUACAAAAGAAAAAGUUAAAAAUAUAGUAAAAUUAGAUAAUAAUAAUAUUUGGAAAAAAAGUAUUGAUUCAAUUUAUUGUCCAUUUUUAUUAGAUGUUUUAAAUGAAAUUGUUAUUGAAUUUGCAAAUUAUAGAGAAAAAACUUAUUUUAUAAAAGCUUAA